Molecule: messenger RNA, 2961 nt
Organism: Daucus carota subsp. sativus
Lineage: Eukaryota; Viridiplantae; Streptophyta; Magnoliopsida; Apiales; Apiaceae
Exons: 3
Coding region: 1-2961 (986 amino acids)
Source: RefSeq, a predicted model, not a curated record
AUGGAUCGUGCCACGUGGAUGUACAAAUUACCGCCGGUUUCACAUGAGUAUGUUAGUGGGGUUAACGAAUUCAUUUCAUGUGCGGUUGAGAACAUAAAACAGAAGGGCACCGAACAGGGUAAAGAAGAAAUGAUCACAUGUCCCUGUCGUGACUGUUAUAAUUUAAAAAAGUAUCCUGAUGCCGAGACAGUGCGUGGACAUUUAUUUCGGCGUGGCUUCAUGGAAAAUUAUAGUAAGUGGAUCUGGCAUGGUGAAGGAAUACAAUCCAGAAGACCAGAGACAGUUAGCAGAACAUAUGAAAGUUAUGGAAAUAGUAUGGAUACUAAUAACGAAGAUGAUGUAGAAAACGACAAGGUCCAUGAGAUGAUCGAAGAUGUUGAAGAUCUUCUAAUGCACCAGCCGGAGGUUCUUGAACACUUGGUUGAUGACUCCAAGAAACUUUUGUAUCCCGGGUGCAGUGAUCAGUUUACGAGGUUGUCAACUACCCUUAAAUUGUGUAAGCUUAAAGUGAAGAAUGGGUGGAGUGACAAAAGUUUCACCGAAAUGCUAAAACUUCUGGCAGACAUUCUUCCUCCGAAGAACGAGCUUCCCACGUCCACCUAUGAGGCGAAAAAGAUAUUGUGUCCGAUGGGUAUGAAUGUGAAGAAGAUACAUGCAUGUCCAAAUGACUGUGUGUUGUUUCGCAAUGAGCACGAACAUCUACACGCCUGUCCAAAAUGCGGAGCAUCUAGGUUCAAGCGGGAGGGAAGUAGUUCUUCAACUAAUGACAAGAAGAGGCCUCCGGUCAAGGUUUUGCGUUAUCUGCCUAUAGUGGAACGAUUCAGACGACUCUUUGCAAAUGUAAAUGAUGCGAAACUGUUGAGGUGGCAUGUUGAAGGAAGAAAAUCAGAUGGGAUGCUUCGACACCCAGCCGACUCACCACAAUGGAGAACCAUUGAUGGAAAGUUUCCGGAAUUCGGCGGAGAACUUAGAAACCUUCGACUUGGCCUUUGUGCAGAUGGCAUGAAUCCGUAUCGGACUCUAAGUUCUCAACAUAGUACUUGGCCGGUUCUUUUAACAAUUUAUAACUUGCCUCCUUGGUUAUGCAUGAAGCGCAAGUACAUUAUGUUGACACUGCUAAUCCCCGGUCCUAAAGAGGCAGGAAAUAACAUAGAUGUUUAUCUUCAGCCACUUAUUGAAGAUCUACGGUUAUUGUGGGAUCAAGGGUAUAGUGUCAAAGGAGCUAAAGCAUGUCCUAUUUGUGAGGAUGCUACGAUCGACAUUCGCUUACACAAUUGCAAAAAAAAUAUAUAUAUGGGUCAUCGUACUUUUCUCCCCACUAACCACCCUUAUCGUAAGAGGAAAGAUUCUUUUGAUGGCACUGUCGAGACUCGGGUGGCUCGUUUACCUUUAACCGGGAAGGAGGUCUUUCAACGAGUCAAAGAUAUUGAUGUUGUGCUUGGGAAGUUAUAUAAAAAGCCAACAACAAGUAGCACCUGGAAGAAGAGAUCUAUAUUCUGGGAUCUUCCAUAUUGGGAGCACUUGCAAGUUCGACAUUGUCUUGAUUUUAUGCAUAUUGAAAAAAAUGUUUGUGAAAGCAUUAUUGGAACUCUGUUGAAUAUACCUGGCAAGACAAAGGAUGGCAUGAAAGCUAGAUUAGGCAUAUUGCCCAAGCACGUGAGACUGGCUCUUAUGAAACUAUGUUUCUUCUUUAAUGCUAUAUGCAGUAAGGUCAUUGAUCCAAUGACAUUGGAUAAACUGCAAGCUGACAUUAUUGUCACACUCUGUGAAUUUGAAAUGUAUUUCUUUCACUCAUUCUUUGACAUUAUGGUGCAUUUAGUCAUUCAUCUUGUGAGAGAGGUUAAAAUUUGUGGUCCUUUAUUCCUGCAUCAAAUGUAUCCUUUCGAGAGAUUCUUGUGUAUCUUAAAAGCAUAUGUGAGAAACCGGCGUCUUCCGGAAGCCAGUAUUGUCGAAGGGUACACGGUUGAAGAGACUAUUGAAUUUUGCACGGACUACCUAGCAUCCGCUGAUCGAGUUGGAAUUCCAAGAUCUCGUCAUGAAGGAAGACUUGAAGGUCAGGGUACGUUGGGACAUAAAAUGAUCUCUCCUAGUGCUGAAUUGCUUGAUAGAGCCCAUUUAUUUGUAUUGCAACACAUGACUGAAGUGAAUCCCUAUUUACAAGAGCACUUAGUCGAGAUUCGACAAGGUCAUCCUUCUAAGAGUGGAAGAUGGGUUACAAACGAACACAAUCGAUCAUUUGUGAAAUGGUUUAAAGAUAAAGUGAUGUCUCAAUAUUCAACAAGUCAUUCUUCAGUUUCUGAUACGAUUAAAUGGCUAGCAUAUGGUCCUGACAUGCCUGUGAGUUCGUAUCAAGCAUAUGAUGUUAAUGGGUAUACUUUCUAUACACAAAGUCAAGAUGACAAAAGCACUGUACAGAACAGUGGAGUGUGUGUGGAAGCUUCUUCAACGGAAUUUGAUAGAGGCAAUUCCUUGACAUCACGAGAUAUAAAGAAGUCAUACUAUGGGGUGAUUGAAGAAAUUUGGGAGCUUGACUACAGAUUUUUCAAGAUUGCUCUCUUUAGAUGUAAGUGGUUCGAUAUAAAGCGCGAUGUCCGGGUGGAUGACUUGGGCUUCACUUUGGUAGACUUUUUACGGUUUGGUCAUGAAGAUGACCCGUUCAUAUUCGCUACACAAGUGAACCAAGUUUUCUAUGUUCGAGAUCCCGCUGAUGCUAAGUGGUCCAUUGUUCUUCAAAGCAAGCGACACAUCAUUGGAGUUGAUAAUGUUGAAGAUGAGGACGAGUAUAAUCAAUUUGAUGAUAAUCCCCCUUUCUCCGUUGGUAUACAAACAACCACAUUAAGGGAAGACAAUGUAGAUAUAAAUUAUGCACGUAAUGACCAUGAUGAAGGGGUCUGGAUCGAUGGUCAAGCAAAGGAAGUCUUCGAGAAAAUGCGCUUUAUAUCAUUUUACUAUACAGGGUGA